AUGUCUGAUCCAUCAGAUAUAAUUCAAUUUCAUGUCCCUGAGGUCGGACUCUCGUUUCGAGCAACACUGCUUGUCGACGAAAAUCCAGAUGUUGUUCAAAAUCUUCAGGCUCAACUGCCACUCGAGAGUGUGCUGGGCCAUGUUGUAAUUGCCGGCGAGACGUUUUGGACGCCAACCAGAAUCGUGCACCUUGGUCGGAACAAUAUGGUCCAGCGGCACCAGGGUGCUGUCUACCUCAAUGCGCCAGGCCAGUCUAUCUGCCUUACCUACGGGAAGAUCACAGAGAGUGCCACAAUCAACAAAUUUGCGGAGGUUUUUCAGGAAGAUUUGCUGGUAUUGGAGCGAAUCGGCAAACUCGUCUAUGAGCAGACCGUUGCGCAACCCCGUCACAAGAUUCUGAAAGUCGUCAUCUCCAGCGAGCAGUCUCCUGCGAAGCUCCUGCCUCUACACCCUGCGACUUCAGAAGCAGCCACAGAAGUUGUGAGCGGUUGCUGCGAAGCAAAAGCACUUAUCGAAAAGGAGAUUGAUCACAUAUGGCUAGAGGAGCCGGUCGAGUUCCAAAAAGUUCGCUGGGGCGUGAUUGACAGCGGCGCAGGCACUGGAGAGCAAUACUUUACAGUCAUGGUACAUCUCGAAGCGUACUUGAUGGUGAUUGGUGGCGACGCUAUGUACCGUUUCUUGAAGCUUGCCCAGUAUGAUGACAUUCCGCUGCCUGCGUUGAAUCGCCUGACAAGGGAAUUCUUGGUCGGCAACUUCGAUAUAUUCGAAUUCAUGGCGGACCUGGGGCUGCCAAGCAUGCACGAAAUCGGUCAGAAGUACUCUGAUGCGCUGAGUGCACUACAGACAAAGGAUGAAUACAUUGAGCUUACCGGCGCGAUGCAAACCUAUAUGAACCGCAUGCAUCGUUGGUCUUACUUUAUCUUUCCGUGGCACUUGGGUGUUGCCUUUCCGCACCGCAAGCCCGAGGAGGUCCUCGCCCUUUCCAAGGCCAUCGAUCGCCAGUCCUUACAAUGA
Cordyceps fumosorosea ARSEF 2679 is the source of this 1014-nucleotide messenger RNA. RefSeq names its product Cyclophilin-like protein. The record is from RefSeq and is a predicted model, not a curated record. NCBI's taxonomy places the organism in Eukaryota, Fungi, Ascomycota, Sordariomycetes, Hypocreales, Cordycipitaceae. The transcript has a single exon. Bases 1 to 1014 code for a protein of 337 amino acids.